AUAUGGCAACCAGGGGACAGGCAUACCCAUGUGGCCCUCCACAGCUCACUGUAACUUGUUAAGCGGCCCGACACCCGAAAUAAUUGCCCGCCCUUGUGUUAGAAGCUGUAGAUACUUGUGGACCGACUCUUCUAGAGCUUCUGGAAAUCAAUGAACGUACUUCCCUGUGCUCUUUUACUGCAACCUUGGGACUCCAAGGAAAGCCCCAAGAUGAUCAUGUUCGCAGUGGACAAUAUGCUGCUCUCUCAUCAUACAAUUGUUUAGACAUAAUAUGUUAGCCUAAUUUAGACAUCUGGAGUUAGGUGAUCUCAGUGUGUGCAAGACUGAACAUUACAUCCUUCAUAUUAAAAAUAGCCUUUUCUGCCCCAGCAAACUUCAACGUUAGCAACAAAGGAUGGGUAACACUAUCCCUUUAGUGAUUAUUAAUAACUUCCAGAGCAUAUGGAGAUGACUAAUACAAUCCUAUCUCUAAAUUAUUCUGGGAUUGUGAGGUACCACAAUACAUUAGGAGUUAUUUUCAUCUGAAUGCCUGCGCAAUUGCUGUUGAACAUCGAUAUACAUUGUUAUGCGAGUCAAAAUUUUUGGGGACUUGUAGCGUCUGGACCCAGAUGAGCGAGUUAAGAAUGGCAGUCGGUAUUGAUUUGGAAUAGCUUUGCUUUUGGGGGGUUGAGACUUGUCACAACUUCCCAGUACCCUUAUACUAAUUUUUUUGUAACUUCAUUUCAAAUAUGUCUUUACAACAUGGGAGAUGGAAAAACAUGUAGAUCUAAUUUGCUCAACUAUGUGUUUCUUGUUUUUUAACAAAAAUAAAAUUAGGAACAAGCUAAGACAUCAGGAGUAAAAAACUUAAAUUGGUAGUAAGCAGGCUCUUAUAUAGUUGUGGGAAGAAUGUUUUGCUCAUUUUUAGUGGUAGAAAUUGGCACAUUAUAAGUUGUGCUGACCCCUUGAAAUAUUUAGAGGGGUUUUUUUUCUUUUUUACAUGCUUGAACAGCAGCUUAUGGCACUUUGAUCUGUUUGUUGUGUGCUGAACGGAAACCACGCUGUGAAAUAGUACCGCCUUUGUUAUGCUGAACAAGGUCGACCAGCCGUGAGGUUACGUACAACUUGGUUGGGCUGCAUUGAAGUGCUUUCCACGGACAUCUAAUCGCUAGAUUGCAAAGUGUCGCAGGACCAUGAUGGGUUAUCUGGAUGACGUGCCUUUCAGAACGUAUGGGAGCUUUGAGGAUGGCUCUGCAAAGGGGACCAGUUUAAUCAGCCCCCCUGACAUUGAGGUUCCUGACUGCACAGAGAUGCUAAUGAGCACCAUGCACGAUUUCUCGUUGGAAAGGAAGGUGCUGUAUUGGAUUGAGGCUGCGUCUAGGCAAGCAACUCUCCAGUAUCAAGUGACCACAGAAGCUGUCCCAACAGCUCCACCUUGCUGGCUGCUUUUGGUUGACUCCAAAGAGAACGUGGGCCUCCGGGUAAAGAAGAACAAGGCGGCUGAUGGAAAAGCCAGGGAUGGCGCGACAUUUGGAAACCACGUUCGGCGAUGCAUGAGCCUCAGCGCUGCGGAUGUGAGCUACGUCCGCCCCAGGGGCAGAGGUGUGCCCUCCGAGACAGAAAGCGAGGAGUGGUACUCGGAAGAGGAUGAGUUCUCUGUGGAUGAUGAGUACUCCUCAUCGACCUGCGAGGAAAGUAGCAAGGAGGAAGUAAUCAUCCCGAAGACCAAAACCAUUGUAAAGGCUGUGCCUUGUUUCCCUCGGCUGGAUCAGCGCAGGCCAAAGACUUCUCCAGGGCUGUUAGAGCCACCCUCUGAAAGACACUGCAGUGAAUCAAAUAGCCCCGAUCUGAACAAGCAGAGGAGGUCCCUGGUUUUGUUUAAUAACGUGAAGAAUGAGUUGGAAGGAGCCAGAAAGAAGCUCGCUGCUCUAGUGCACCCUCUGUACAGAGCCUCCAUAGAAAAGAAACUCUCGCCAAGACCGUUCUUGCUGCGACGGUGCUCUCGAAGAUACGCCCCUGCCUCUGAUGGGUCUUUGAAAGGAGCUCUCAUCCCGACACCCCCAUCCACCCCUUCUGACUACUCAACGCCCCCAGCCACUCCUUGCCCCUACCUAACACCUCCAGCCACACCGUGUGAUUACCCAACGCCCCCAGCCACUCCUUGCCCCUACCCAACACCCCCGGACACCCCUUGCAAUUACCCACCACCUCUGCUCACCCCUUUCCGCUACCCAACACCCCCGGACACCCCUUGCAACUACUCAGCACCUUCAGUUACCCCUCGCAACUUCCUGACCCCUCCAGCCACCCCUUGCUGCAGUCGCCGGAAGCUGCCCACCACUAGGUUGAUGCCUCCGAUAAAAAAACACAAGCCCGUAGUUGCGUCCCUCAGCCCCUAUUCCUGCCUUCCAGCCCCUUCUGGGGCUGCGCGACCUCUGAGUUCCCACAGAACUCGUCCGGACUCCACGGCUGACCUGCUCUCGGCGCUGAGCCAGCAAGAGCGUGACCUCAUCGAGCCAGUUUUAGCCUUGGGUUAUCCGAUCCGCAGAGCUAUCCUUGCUCUCCAGAAGACGGGAAGACAGAGUUUAGGUCAGUUUCUCAGUUAUCUUAGUGCCUGCGACAGGCUGCUGAAACAGGGCUAUGAAGAGGGGCAGGUGGAAGAAGCCAUGGAAAUGUUCCAGUACUCUGAGAAGAAGGCAGCUGAAUUCCUGCAUCUUUUAGCUCAGUUUGAUGAUAUGGGUUUCCAACAAGCCGAAAUCAAAGAAGUUCUUCUGCUGUGUGAGAAUCAGAGAGAUAAAGCACUGGAAGAGCUCAUGACACGAUCACAGUGACAAAUGCCUGGCAACAAAGUGAUAUUUUUCCAGCAUUAGAUUGACCGCUGAAGCACCCUUGGCAUCAAUAUCGUUAUAGAGGCAUGAUUUUAAUUUACACUAAAAAAAAAAAAAUAUAUAGCUCAUCUGAAACGAACUUUCAGAGCUGUGUCUCGUUCUCCUCUCGCAUUUUUGGACAUCUCGCCCAAGGGAUUCAACGGCUUUAUGUCAGAAACAGUUCUCUGCUUGUCCGCUCUACACACGUGCGCUGUGAACUAUCUCAGUAGCUUGGAUAAGACCGAAUUGGGCCCAAACCUCUUCUGGCUUAAUUUUGGCAAAAACCAAAUCACAGCCUCUUCAGUCAAUCUGAGCCCCUAUGCAGUCUUUCCUGUGCUUUCUAUAUUGCAGUACCUGGAAAUGUGGCCCAAUGUGAGCUUUAAAUAAAUAUAUAUAUAUAUAUGCGCAAACCAAAAGAAGUUGUUUUCAUGCUGGCAGAAUUUAUUUUUCCUGGAGAAUUAGUUACUGCUUUCUUGAGAGGAGUAUAACUGGUCUGAGUCUCGUUUGACAGUUGUAACCCAAUUCUGAGUUUCCACCAAAUCAUAUUGGCUUCUCCUUUUAAAGGAGAAAGUUAAAAAGAGCAUUUGAUUAACUGAGUGCAAGCAAAGAAAACAGCCUUCUAUUGCAGUGUUGUGGGUAACUAAUGUAACAUGUUUGUCCACUGAAAUGAAAAAUGGGUUAUGCAAGUCUGAAGGCUUGCACGCACAGCCUUUCUGUGACAUCUGGACAGAGGGCUAGAGGAACGAUUCUGCUCUGCCGGUUUUAUCUUGUGUCCAAUUGAAGAAAACUUGGGACAAGGCCACCCUUCCCAAAAGUGGAGAGCAGUGGCUCAGCUAAGCGUGUUGCAUGCAGACUUCGAGACUCGGAAAAUGUUGAGCGAAGAGGUUUUUUUUCCCUCUCCUUGGGUAACUGGCACACAAGGUAUGCAUCUGAUCCGGAUCACCUUGCUAGAUGUCACUUGGGCUUUGGCAGCUUUAC
Molecule: messenger RNA, 3824 nt
Organism: Alligator sinensis (Chinese alligator)
Lineage: Eukaryota; Metazoa; Chordata; Crocodylia; Alligatoridae
Gene: UBAP1L
Product: ubiquitin associated protein 1 like
Exons: 7
Coding region: 1173-2810 (545 amino acids)
Biological process (GO): ubiquitin-dependent protein catabolic process via the multivesicular body sorting pathway
Cellular component (GO): ESCRT I complex
Molecular function (GO): ubiquitin binding
Source: RefSeq, a predicted model, not a curated record